AUGGCUCCCAGGGGCACAGUUUUCUGCGCCCCUAACCAAGCAAAAACUGUUCUUGGGAAACGGCCGUCCCCGAUCGAGAACCACUUUUCGUCAGAUGCUUCUCAGCCUAAGCGCAUCACGAUUGAUAUUAGCGACAGUUCCGGCGACGAACGUGCAGACUUGAAACCAACUUCUUUUAGCAAAAAACCGCUUCAGACUUCGUCAAACACAAGUCCUGGGGAUCAGGACGCCACCAGCCCAGACGAGAUUGUGAGGGGUGGCGUUUUGGAAAAGCGUCUGUCGAAUCUGAUCUACUUUGACAGUUCCAGAGCCCCGGCGCUUAGCAAGCUUGUUCCCGGCCGGACUCUCAAGGACUACCAGACUGCGCUCAUCAAGUGCAAUGAGAACAAGGGUGAUGCUGCAAACUGGCUUCUGGAUAAUCCCGCUCCAAAGAAGCAGCGCCAAAAAGAUGUGCGAGGAUUUAUUCGAUCGUUCGCUCACGAUGUGUCGCCCAGAGCACCUUCUCCUCCCGGUUCUGAGGACUCGGACUCGGAUUCUGUUGUUGAAGUUACACCCAAGCCGAAACCUGUCCAGCCGAGGCGACGACUUCAGCAAGGCCGAAGACCGCAGGCCUCUCCGGCUUCGUCGCCGCUCAAGGCCCAGUCGGAGGAAGAGGAGGAGCCGAUUGCUAUCACAGAUGACGAUGAUACCGAUCAAGAGGGCUAUUCCAGCUCAGAGAACAAUGUCGAUCCUGUGGACAAGGCCGCCCGCACGCUCAAAUAUUUGAACGAAUGUGAGCUCAAUGGUCUCUUGGCCAUUUGCGGCAGCUCGAAGGCCAAAAAGGACGCCGCGAGGGCCAUGAUCGAGAGCCGUCCCUUCCGAAGCUUGGCCGCCGCAAAAAAGGUUAGCGUGACGGCUCCGACAAAAGGGCGCAAAUCCAAAGCAGAAUUGCAAGAGGUCGGCGAGGAUAUCGUCUAUGACGUUUCCAAAUUCAUCAAAAGCCUUGAUGCCAUUGAUGAGGUGGUUGCCACAUGCGAGGAAGAGGGCGUGCGGAUGAAGUCUAUCACCGAUCACUGGUGCAUGGAUUCAAGAGGCAGCAGUCGCGCUGGGAAGCAGUCUUUGCCUAUUGCUCGUGAGCCCAAGCUCCUACAGGGCCGCUGCACCAUGAAGUCAUACCAAAUUUACGGCCUCAACUGGUUGAAUCAACUGUACCAACACAAAUUCGGCUGUAUAUUGGCAGACGACAUGGGUCUCGGCAAAACAUGCCAGAUCAUCUCAUUUAUUGCUCACAUUGUCGAAUCUUAUAACCCCAAGGUUGACGAGGUUCGACCAUGGCCCAACCUAAUCGUUGUGCCGCCUUCGACCCUCGACAACUGGCAGGUCGAGUUCGAGAAGUUCGCACCCGGUGUCAAGGUUACUAUGUACCACGGGAAGGACCGUGAAUGGCUUGCCGACGAGAUAAGAUCGGACCCUGCGGAGCACCAUGUGGUCCUGACCACUUAUACCCAGCUCGGCCGGACUGGAGAGAGGGAUCACACAAAGAUCAUAUCCAAGAUUCGACCCAAUGUCGCCAUCUUCGACGAAGGGCACAACCUCAAAAACUCGAAAACCAAGCUAUACAAGGACCUGUGCAGAAUCACGGCGAACUGGAGGGUAAUGCUCACCGGAACCCCUGUGCAGAAUAACCUGAUGGAGAUGAUCAAUCUUUUGAAUUUCAUUCAGCCGGAGCUCUUCGACGGUCGCGUGGAAACUCUCAAGGAUCUUUUCGACCAGAAGGUAACCCUGCAAGAGGUCAGCAACGGAGCCAUGCUUUUUAGUGAUCGUGUCCGCCGAGCAAGAAGUAUCUUGGAACCAUUCAUCCUGCAACGCCAGAAGGAGCACGUCCUGGGGGGCUUCCCUCCCAAGACUAGCAGGGUGCUGUAUUGCGACAUGGAUGCCGCGCAGCUCAAAAUAUACAACGAGUACCGCGAUCGAUUUCGGACCGGCAAGGAUGGUUCACGAGCAGCGGGCGGUGCUGCGAUUGCCUCGCGGACCUCGAAUGACCAAAAUAACGUGUGGAUCCAGUUGCGAAAAGCAGCUAUUCAUUCACAACUAUUCAGGAGGCAUUUUACCGACAAGAAGGUCGCCGAGAUGGGCGACGUGCUUAUGCGCAAAGUGCCGCAGUCGAGACUUAAACAAGACAACAAGCAGCAUUUGAUUGCCGAGCUGAUGGACCUGUCAGACUUUGAGCUCCAUGUGUGGUGUGUCGAUGAGCCAUGUAUCAAAAAGUUUGAUGUGGAAAAAGACUCGUGGAUGAAGAGCGGCAAGGUCCAAAAACUCCUGGAACUUCUCCGGCAAUUCCGCGAAAACGGCGACAGGGCGCUCGUCUUUACGCGGUUCGCCAAGGUGAUUGAGAUCCUUACCGAAUGCCUCUCCACGGCCGACGUACCACAUCUCACCUUUCAGGGAUCGACGGCCGUGGAUAUGCGGCAGGAUCUGAUCGACGAGUUCAAUGAAAACAAGGAUCUGACUGCUUUCCUUCUCACGACUGGCGCGGGCGGCACGGGCAUCAACCUAGCUUCGGCUAACAAGGUCAUUAUCUUCGACCAAAGUGAUAACCCCCAGGACGACGUGCAGGCCGAAAACCGUGCGCACCGCUUCGGGCAAACACGACCGGUGGAGGUGAUCCGGCUCAUCAGCCGAGAUUCGAUCGAAGAACUCGUCUACAAGGCCUGCCAGAAGAAGCUCGAGCUGGCCAAGCGCGUCACGGGCACGGAGCUCCCUGUUGCCUCUGAUGUUGACGUCGAGGCCGAGGUGCGGCAGAUGAUGUUAUCUGAGGAUGGCAAAGCAGAACGAUAG
Messenger RNA from Pyricularia pennisetigena, 2817 nucleotides. RefSeq lists its product as uncharacterized. The transcript has a single exon. Gene Ontology annotation, cellular component: nucleus. Gene Ontology annotation, molecular function: ATP-dependent chromatin remodeler activity; chromatin binding; DNA binding. Lineage: Eukaryota; Fungi; Ascomycota; Sordariomycetes; Magnaporthales; Pyriculariaceae. The record is from RefSeq and is a predicted model, not a curated record. Bases 1 to 2817 code for a protein of 938 amino acids.